ACUACAAUAUCACGUAUUGGUUUUGUACUGUUACCAUACGGUUACUCCGUAUGCUGCCAUCUCGUGGCGGCACAGUAAUAGUACAGUAGCGGUAUUUUGUGCAGGAAUCGCACGCUUGGUUAUCUGGGAAUAUGGUUUAUCAUUCAUAUACCGUUGGCUAUAAAAGGUUACAAUUGUCAAAUAAUUGAUUAUGCACAAAUGCAUAAUCUUUUUAGAAUCGUUAUACAUUAUUAACUGUCUUCAAUGGCUGUUUUGCAUCGCGCUUUGUUCACGUGGUUUAAUUUGUUAAUAUUUUUGGUCCUGCUAGUCCUGAAGCUUGACCAAAGAAUACAAUGGAACUGGUUUAUUGUUUUCAUUCCAAUGUGGCUUUACAACAACAUUCUUCUUAUGUACAUUAUUUUCAACAUGAUCUCACAUUGCAAGAACGGACGUCUCAAUAGUUUGCACAGAGAGGUAUGGUAUAUAACAGCUGUGCUCCUGAAACUAUGUGCUCAGAUCCUGAUUUGUUCAAAAUUAGAGGCACCUGAGUGGUCACUUCCAGCGAAAGUGGUAUUGGCACCCUUCUGGCUGCUCCUUCCAGCAUUAGCAGUCGAUGUCUUUAUCCAUUUGAUACAUCAAUCUAGAUAUUGACAAUGGAUAAGUGCCAGCUUUCUGCAAACUACCUGAGGACUUAUAUACGUAUGGUUACAUUAAUAAAAUAUCGAUAUUAUCAUUACUUUUUAUAUAAAAUCAAAUA
Molecule: messenger RNA, 736 nt
Organism: Nylanderia fulva
Lineage: Eukaryota; Metazoa; Arthropoda; Insecta; Hymenoptera; Formicidae
Product: transmembrane protein 60-like
Source: RefSeq, a predicted model, not a curated record